AUGGGUUCCUAUGAAUAUGAUUUCAUUAUCAUUGGCGGCGGCACAGCAGGGCUGGUGCUUGCCAACCGUCUAACAGAAGAUCCGGCACUCAAAGUGCUAGUUAUUGAGGCCGGCGCAGAUCAGAAAGAUGACCCGCGAGUCAACGUUCCUGGAAUGUGGUCUGCUUUGGCCAAGACGUCUUCAGACUGGGCUUUUACCACAACACCCCAGGAUGCUCUCGCCGGCCGUAUUAUGCAUGCAUCACAGGGCCGGGUUCUUGGUGGCAGCAGUGCUAUCAAUGGACUCAUCUUCACGCCGCCGCCGGAAUCAAAUAUUACAGGUUGGGCCAAGCUGGGAAACCCAGGCUGGGAGUGGCCGAGCUUUUCCAAAUCGAUGAUGAAGUCCUUUUCAUUGACAGACAAGACGAAGCAAGUGUCAGAUGGUGCACUCCAGAUUUCCUAUCCUGACCAGUCUGAUAACCAAUGGUUUGAAAUUUGGAAAAAUACCCUCAAUGGCCUCGGCAUCUCCGUUACGGGUGAUCUUUUCACUGGGAAAGCAAACGGCUUGAUCAUCAACCCUGAAAACAUCCACCCAGCGACCAAGUUGCGAAGCUACGCCUUGAACGCGUAUCUAACGCCUAUAAAUGAUCGUGCUAAUCUAACUGUUAUAACGCAAGCGGCAGUGGAAAGGAUCAAUUUCAAACAGUCAGAUUCCGGUAAAGCUAUAGCCGAGAGCGUUCAAUUUGUCAAGGACAGCGAGGUGAUAACCGUCACCGCUGGGAAGGAGGUCAUUCUAGCCGCAGGCGGUAUCAAUUCGCCGAUGUUGCUUGAGAAGUCUGGUAUUGGAUCGGCAAAGCUUCUGAAAAACUUGGGUAUUGACGUCGUUGUUGCCAACCCAAAUGUUGGCGAGAAUCUGCAGAAUCAUGUCAUGGUCACGGUGAGCUUUGAAGUCAAAGAGGGUCUCAACACGAUAGAUCCCCUGAUACGUCAGGAGCCUGCCGCUCUCGCCGCGGCAGCCGCCGCCUACGAGAAGCAAUCUGGUCCACUCGCCACGAGUAAUACGUCGGUGACUGCGCAACUUCCGUUCCCGGGGAUUCAAACAGAAGAAGGCAAGAGGGACCUCGAUGAGUUGAUCGGCCAGACCCUGGAUGCGAACAUUCGCGAUGGAUCGUUGACUACGCCUUUCGACAAGGCACACAAAGACUUCAUCCGCUCCGUUUUAUAUUCUACAGAUGAAGCAUCGGGUUGCUAUAUUACGGCUCCUGGAUGGGCAGGACUGGCCCCCGACGGCUCGAGAGCACCUCCGCCUGGCGGUAAUGGCAACUAUUUCUCCGUUGCCCUUUUGAGUACACAUUCGCUGUCUCGAGGCUCGACACACAUCACGUCCAAGUCAGCCUCCUCACCAGAUGGUGUGAUUAUCAAUCCUAAAUAUCUGUCGCAUCCGCUUGACGUGGAGGUGUUCGCUCGUAAUCUGCGCCAGGUGGAAACACUGUUCGCAUCUGAGCCGCUUGUGAGCCAACUCAAACCAGGUGGAAACCGCAAUCCUCCAGCCGCUUCAACAGGGUUUUUUGCGGAUCUCGAAAAUGGCAGAGAGUAUGUGCGAAAUGCCGCAGUGGGUGCUCAGCAUUACGUGGGCACCUGUUCUAUGAUGCCUCGAGAGAUGGGCGGCGUUGUCGACCCCCAGCUCCUCGUCUAUGGCACGGAGAACCUUCGCGUCUGCGAUUCUAGCAUAAUCCCAUUGAUACCGCGGGCGAAUGUUCAAGCGGCUGUGUACGGUGUUGCAGAACAUGGGGCCACGAUCAUCAAAUCCAGUAUGAAUUAG
Molecule: messenger RNA, 1800 nt
Organism: Phaeoacremonium minimum UCRPA7
Lineage: Eukaryota; Fungi; Ascomycota; Sordariomycetes; Togniniales; Togniniaceae
Product: putative choline dehydrogenase protein
Exons: 2
Coding region: 1-1800 (599 amino acids)
Molecular function (GO): flavin adenine dinucleotide binding; oxidoreductase activity, acting on CH-OH group of donors
Source: RefSeq, a predicted model, not a curated record